AUGCGUCUGUUGGCUUUUCUCGGCGGCCACGGCCCCAAGGUGCUGUUUCUCGGCGUCUUCAUCGGUCUGGCCCUGCCCGAUCUCGCGUCCCUGGCACGGCCUUUGGUCGGGCCGGCUGUGGCGACGCUGCUGGUGCUGACGCUGCUGCGGGUCGAAUGGCACCAGAUGGCCGCUACCCUGCGCCGGCCGGGCCUGCUGGCGCUUCUGGUGGUCUGGCUGAUGCUGAUCUCGCCGGUCGCUACCUGGGCCGUUCUGUCCCUGUUGCCGGGGCCGCAGCCGCUGGAGAUCGCCCUGGUGCUGAUGGCGGCGGCUCCGCCGAUCCUAGGGGUUACGGCUAUCGCGAUCCUGCUGGGGCUCGACGGGGCUCUGGCGCUGGUGAUGGCACUGGCGGCGACGCUGCUGACGCCGGUCACCGUGCCGUUGCUGUCGCUCUGGCUGCUGGGGCUGGAACUGGAGGUCAGCAUCGCCGGCUUCAUGCUGCGUCUGGCGCUGGUCGUGCUGGGGGCCUUCGCCUUCGCGGCCCUGCUGCGCCGGCUGGCCGGCCCCGACUGGUUCCGCGCCCGGGCGGCAUCUCUCGACGGUCUGGUGAUGCUCGUGAUGCUCGUCUUCGCCGUGGCGAUCAUGGACGGGGUGACGGCGACGAUUUUCGCGCGGCCGGAGGUGGUGGCGCUCUGGAUCUUCGCGGCCUUUGUCGCGAACCCCCUGUUGCAGCUGGCCGCCGUGCUCGCCUUCUGGUGGCAGGGACCCCGCCGGGCGCUGACCAUCGGCCUGAUGUCGGGAAACUGUAACAUGGGGCUGCUGCUGGCAGCGCUCCCACCGCAGGCCGACUACGACGUCGUGCUGUUCUUCGCGCUGGCCCAGGUCACGGAUCGCUCGAGACGGACGGCCGCGCCGGAGAUGUCGAUAGCAGGAACAAGACGGGGCGCAAUGUUGACUAGGGCUGUCUCGCGGGCUUCGGACCGCUUCACGAAGAGCAUGUCUUCCUUCGGAUCCGGCUUGAGAGCCGGGCUGCGACCCGCUGCAGGGCCGCUGCUGGGCCUCGCCGUGCUGAGCGGCUGCGCCUGGGCACCCGGGCUGGAGGACACCAACGGCUACGCACAGGCGCCGAGCCGGUCGUUUCAGCUCGCCGCCAUGGCGGACGGCGAAUACAUCGCCAGCGAUAUCGCCGACGUGGCCGAUGUCGGCACGGGCGAGUUCGUAUCGGCCGGCGAUCCCUUGGAAGUGUUCAACCGCUUCGUGUUCGCGAUCAACGACACGCUCGACAUCUUCAUAUUCAAGCCGAUUGCGGUCACCUACCGCCGCUGGACGCCGGACCUGCUGCAGGAGGCGGUGAGCAACUUCGUCACCAACCUGAGCGAGCCGGUGACCUUCGCGAACUCUCUGUUCCAGGGCGACUGGGAGCAUGCCGAGACGACCGGCAGCGUCGACUUCUUCCUCGACCCCUUCAACUAUCUGGCCCGCGCCAACGACAAGGAUUCGCUGGCGCUGGCCCGAACGGGGGCCGAGGCGGUCAGCUUCCGGGCGGCGAAUAUCGACACGCUCGACGAAGUCCGUCGCGAUUCCAUCGACUACUACUCGCGCAUCCGCUCUCUCUGGCGGCAGCAGCGCGAACGGCAGAUUCGAAACGAUGUCGGCGGCGCCGGCCCCGAGUUCAGCGGGGCCGAGCCCACGGCGGAUCCGCGUCAGGUCGGGAGCCCGAUAAGGAGAGACAUGACCGCAAAGAUCGCGCGCAGGCUGCGUCAGCUGGGAUCGUCCGUUUUCGUCGUGGCGUUCAUGCUGACUGGACCCUUGUCGGUGACCGCCUCGGCACAAGCCGAGACGCCGACCGAGUUCCUGAAGGAAUUCUCCAACACCGCCUUGACGGAGCUGACCGGCGACAAUCUGAGCCAGGACGAGCGGGAAGCCCGCUUCGGCAGCCUUUUGGAAGAGGGCUUCGACGUGCCGGCGGUCAGCCNNGCGGUCAGCCAGUUCAUCCUGGCCCGUUUCUGGCGGUCAGCCUCCGAACAGGAGCGCGCCGACUUCAUCGUGGUCUUCAAGGACUACCUAGCUCAGCGCUUCCUGCCGCUGUUCGGCGGCGCCAGCGAUGUCGAACUGCGCUUCGGCAAUGCUCUGCCGCUGCAGGGACGCGACGAUCUCUUCGAGGUGCCCGUGAGCUUUCAGCCGGCCGACGGCGGUGAAGCGGUCCGGACGAUCUGGCGCGUGCGGGGAGAGACGUCCAACUUCAAGAUUCUCGAUGUGCGGGCCGAGGGCGUCAGCCUCGCCGUCACCCUGCGCGACGAAUACACCUCGGUCAUCCGCCAGCAGGGCAGCGUGGCCGGUCUGAUUCAGGAGUUGCGUCGCCUGAUCGACAGCGGCCAGGUACGGCCCGUCAAUCAGCAGGGAUAG
Messenger RNA from Symbiodinium necroappetens, 2385 nucleotides. NCBI's taxonomy places the organism in Eukaryota, Dinophyceae, Suessiales, Symbiodiniaceae. The record is from the annotation of a GenBank genome assembly.